ACAACUUUUAUUAUGAAAAACAAACGUAGAGGAAGACCUGCAACAUCAGCGGUUACUAGAAAAUCACCAAGAAAGGAAGCAGCAACGACUGAAAGGCCGAGAAGAUCUGGUAGAAAUAGUAGUUCUGUUGAAAGUGUUAAUCAGCCUAAUAAUGGUCGUUGGGAAUUUCGUCCACGUACUUCACAUGGUUCAGGCCAAGGGACCAGCCAUUCAGCAAUGUCAAGAACUAUAGAAAUGGAAGCUUCUAGUGAUGAAAAUGAUGAAGAUUUUUCUCUUUCUUUGGAAACUUUGAAAAGCCUUUUUAAUGAUCAAAUAAUUGACGAAAUUCAAAAGUUGUCACCUGGUGCUCGUCUAAUGGCGAUGGCUAAUUAUAUCAUUGAAAAUCCUGGCCAAUUCAGAGCUAAGCCUAAAAAGAAAGUUACAAUUCCUGAUGAUGAGUUAGAGCCUACUUUUGCUUCAAUUGAUAGUGCCUUGUCUAGAGAUGCUAAUUUUCACCCAAAAUUGUUUGAUGCAUUUUUUCAAGACUUCCGUGACCAUUAUACUCUACAUUUUUCAAGAAGUCAUUCUGCUACUUACGAUAAAGAAGUGUGCAAUCGUUUAUUACAUCAACAUUUUCCUUCGUGUCGGACACCUUUAAUUGAAUUUUUGGUGGAUGAAUUCUCUGGAAGAUAUUCAACUGCCGCUUGGAUUUGUUUUUUUGUUGAGAGCAAUUUGGGAUACAUGGUUCGAAAUUUUUUUCUUCUUCUUGAAAUGCGUAGUUGGUCAAUUAUGAGCAAACCUUUGCCUUUACCACGUAAACGUCGUAAUAAUUGGAUUCCAAAUCCAACUGAAGGUUCUUUGGCUGAUUCAAUUAAAGAAUUUACUAAAGUUUUGAAACGUUUCCGUAAUGAUUAUAAACAAUUAUUUUGUGAAAAUGAAGAUCGUCUUUUGCCUAAUGUUGAACAAAUUGAAAAUUUGGAAAAUAUUGAGAAAUUUGAAUGUUUGGUUUGCACUGGAGAAUUUGCAAUUGAUAGGGCAAUUGGUUGCAAUUAUCAUCCUAUUGGUCAACGCAAAAAUAUUGAAAUUGGUGAUCUGGUUAUACCUUGGGAUAAAGAGAAAGUUAAUUUUGUUGACAAUACACAAACUGAAAAACACCUUUUUUGUGUUGAAUGUUUAAUUGGGCAUGCUAAGGCAGCGACGCAAGAAAUGCCGUUAGCGAAAGGAGGUGUUGGACUGCAAUGUAUGGCAUCAAAUUGCCCUAAUGCUAUUUUAUUUUGUUUGUUUUUUAAUUUUAAAAUAUUAAAAUGA
This is a messenger RNA of Meloidogyne enterolobii, 1287 nucleotides long. NCBI's taxonomy places the organism in Eukaryota, Metazoa, Nematoda, Chromadorea, Rhabditida, Meloidogynidae. The record is from the annotation of a GenBank genome assembly.